UAGUGGCGUUGUCGUUGUCAUAUGUAGGCGUGUGCAGUCGCAGUAAUUAGUCGUUACGACUUGACGUGAGUUUCAAAGUUCUCGUAAAGUGAUCUUCAAUAUCUAAGAAAAUGGCAAACGAAACAAGUUUUCCUAUUUUAGUAACAGUAUUAUUCGUUUUCUGUUGUAUUCAGCAAGGACUAUCUAUCAAAUGCUGGGUUUGCAGAUCCGAUUCUGAUCCAAAAUGUGCAGAUCCAUUUGACAAUACCACUGUACCCAUAACUGACUGUAAACAAGAACCUGACUUAGAGCAUUUGCCAGGUGUAAGGCCUACCAUGUGUCGUAAAAUUCGUCAAAAAGUCAACGGUGUAUGGAGAUAUUUUCGUAGUUGUGCGUAUAUGGGAGAACCAGGAAUUGAGGGGGAUGAAAGAUUUUGCCUUAUGAGGACAGGGACCUAUAAUAUAUUUAUGGAAUAUUGUACUUGCAAUAGCAAAGAUGGCUGCAAUGCAGCUUCGUACAAUCACAGAAGCAUAUUUGCUUCAAUUAUAGCUUCAGCAAUUUCGUUAAGAUAUGUACUUGUUUAUACUUAAUAGCGUUGGCCAUAUCGACAGAGCUAACUAGACAAUAUAUAUUUGAACAUAUUUUUUUUACAACAUAAAGAUUCUCUUGUACUUACUAAUGCAACAUUCUUUUUAACAAUCAUAUGAUUUGAACUUCAGGGAAAUAGAAUAUUCCAGUUACAAACUUGAGAUCAUACUCACUCAAAAACCAUUUUGUAUCAUUGAACAAUUCUUUUUUAUAAGUGUUUUAAAGUGCCUCUCUGUGCCUUACUACCUACCGAGAUGAUAAUUAACAAGAUAUUUUUAAGACAGUUUUUUGAUAAUUUAGAAUAUUGCAAAGAUAUAUUAUUAUCUUCUCUCAGAGUAUUGCAAUUUUUUAGAGAGAUAUAUUUUUAUUAUUAUAGUAUAAUUUUUAAUCCAAGCACAUAUAUGCUUGUAUCAUACUUACUGUUUAAUUUAGACUUGGUUAGUACAAAAGAUUGAACAUUAUACCAAACAAAUGUAUUGAAUAAUGUUAAUAUUUAGCACAAUAUAGAUAAGACUGUAAAUUCUGUCCAUUAGAAGUUUAUAACUUUAGUAUUAGUAUGAUACGAUUGGGCCUUUUUGUAUUUUUGUAUGUAUUUUCUAGAAGUGGUUAAUGCUGCCACACAAAUAAAGCUAUGAUUGCUUGCAUAAUAUAUCGUUCCCUUAUAUAUGUUUUGUACAUGUGUAUGAUAAAAAAGAGAAUGAAUAAAGCAAUAUGGAAAACA
This is a messenger RNA of Bombus pascuorum, 1288 nucleotides long. RefSeq lists its product as uncharacterized. The transcript is spliced from 3 exons. NCBI's taxonomy places the organism in Eukaryota, Metazoa, Arthropoda, Insecta, Hymenoptera, Apidae. The record is from RefSeq and is a predicted model, not a curated record. Gene Ontology annotation, biological process: regulation of synaptic transmission, cholinergic; positive regulation of voltage-gated potassium channel activity; sleep. The coding region runs from base 111 to 569 and encodes 152 amino acids.